GACAGCCAGAGACUUGUCUCUAGUGACAGCUGUCAAUAUUUUGUAAACAAUACAGGUCCUGUAAUAAUUACAGGAUGGAUGAAAAUUCUGUGAUAUACGGCCUGGAAUUUCAGGCAAGAGCGCUUGCUCCACAAUUGGCAGAAACUGAACAAAUUAGAUUUAUAAUAGGAACACAAUCUUUAAAGCAAACUAACAACCAAAUACAUUUGGUAGAGUUUAAUGAGGAAAUUUCUACAAUUAAAACCAAUGUAUUUCACCAUUCAGAGGGUGAAAUAUGGAAGAUUACCACCAGUCCUGUCGAUGCCCUGAAACUAGCAACAUGCUACAAUUCUGUAGCAAGUAUAAGCAGCUGUAUGAUGAAAACAGCAAUUCUGAAACUUCCAGAGGAAAAGAAUCCUGAUUCCAUUGAUAAUUUGGAAGUGGUUACCAAAUUGGAUACGGAAAAUUUUGGGAUAGAAGUAAAAACCACAGAGUUUCAUCCCACAGAUCCAAACAGGGCUAUGACAGUUACAGAGAAUAAUUUGGUGUUGUGGGAUAUUUCGGAGGAAAGUGGAAAGGAUGUUUGGAAUGUAAAUUUAAAAGCAAAAAAUAAUCCCAAGUUUACCACAGGGAAAUGGAACCCACAUCAAAAUUGUAAUCAGUUUACAACUGUAACAGAGACCCAUUUAAAAACCUAUGAUAUAAGAACAGGUGAAAUAGCAUGGAACAUUGAUGGGAUUCACAAUCAACUGGUAAGAGAUUUGGAUUAUAAUAUGAAUAAACAGUAUUAUGUAGCAACAUGUGGGGAUGACGGUUUUGUAAAAAUAUGGGAUUUUAGACAGACAAAUCAUCCAAUGUAUUCCAGAAGUGACCAUUCCCAUUGGGUUUGGUCUGUAAGAUUUAACCAUUUCCAUGAUCAAUUGCUAUUGACUGCCAGUUCUGAUGCCAGAGUUUUACUGUCCAGUGCUGCAAGUGUCAGUUCUGAGAAUAAUAACGAUAUGUGUUUGUUAGAUAAUGGAGAAGGCAUAGAAACUAAGCAAAUGCUCUCUGAUGGUCCCCUGCAGUGGUGUGAACAUGAAGAUAGUGUUUAUUGUGCAGAAUGGUCACCAUCAGAGCCAUGGGUUUUUGCUUCUUUAAGUUAUGAUGGCAGAUUGCUUAUUUCAAGGGUUAAAAAGUCGCUUAAGUACCAAAUAAUGUUAUAAUUUUUUUAAUAUAUUUGUUUUUAUUACUUUUUCUUUACUUUACCUGUAUAAUUAAUGUUUUGGGUUUUUUGGGGAAAAAUUAAUAAAAAAUCAUUGUUUAAAUUGUUCUGUACAUUUAUUAAGUUUGUCAUGCUAGAAACAGUGUUACGUCAAGGUUACUAAAAUUGUAUUUAUCACAGAAUCAGUGAACACCACUCUCUCCUAUCUUACUAAGAACACCCGUAAAAAUAAUUAAAAAAAAGGAAACCAAAUAACAUAAUUAACAUUUAAAUUCGGUUUAAGUUAAUAAUAAUUGAUAAUCAUUCGAAUAAUUGUUACUUAAACAUAAUAAAUUAAAAAUAAUUAAUUACCUUGGUAGUUUUGGAAGCUUUACAGUAAUACUAUACAAUAUAAUAAAAUCCACCAUACUUCCCAUCACAGUCUUUUUAUAUUUCAUUCUAUACUCCAUCCAAAUCCAAAAAAAUAUACGAAAUAGUUUGAUUCAUUGUAUAAAUUUAACUUAAGCCAUAAUUGGUCCAGUAAAAAAUUAAUAGUAACAAAAAAUGUUUGCCAUAAUUCAAAAAUCGUCAACAAACUUUGGGUGAUAUUGAUAUUACACAGCAGAAUAUUUUUAUAGCAAUAGAAAAUACACUGCAAAUCAAAAUAAACGCAUGCAAAGUAACAAAAUAAAAAACGACAAAAUGCGUUAAUUUUGAUUAGCAUUGCAUGAAUAAUGUUUAAAUCAAAUUUUAGAGAUUUGCUCUUUAAAAUUUGAUGAACAUGUUUAUAAUGACAUUCAUAUACAUAAAAAUACAAUAUGUACUCAUUUUUUAGAUGUAAAACCUACCAACACUUACUCGACCGUGAAAUAAAAUACAAUAAAUGGAACGAAAUUUUAAGUAAAUCCAUCAAAUGCAACACGAUCAUUUUCAUUUUGGUCAUAGUAUGUAAAUUUAAUAUCUUUCUUAGGUAUAGUUUUGUGUAUAAACAUUUGAGUCCUAUCUAUAAGACCUUACAAUAAAUUAAUCACAAAAAAUUCAAGAAAAUUCAACAAUAAAUAGUUACAAUGCCUAAAGAUGAAGUAAUCCUUUAGACACUUAUUUUUACAACCAAAAGUAUUCAAAUUAUUAAAAAAGUAUACAUACAUACCUACAUUAAAAAUUAGUUUUUGUCAGCAGUCUUAUCGAUAUAGACAAUGUAAGUACGAUCGCCGCCUUGUUUAGGAGCCGGAGGAUUUUUCUUCGAAUCCGCUGCGUUUUUGCCGUGAACAAUCGCUUUCUCUUUUUUGUUUUGUUACAUUUUCAGAUGCGCGUACUGAUGCACAAUGGGCAUCAAAGCGAGCGCGUCCUGCGGUUGCCUCUGUGGUUUGGAUGAGAUAUUUUUCAGCUCGACCGGCUUCAAAAUGCUGCAUUGUCUCUUGCGGUACGCUUGGAUGCUAUACUUCGUCAGCGCCGAGUCGCAGUCCCUCUUCAUGCGGUCGUGAAUCACUUUCACCCAGGUCUGCUCAA
Molecule: messenger RNA, 2668 nt
Organism: Brassicogethes aeneus
Lineage: Eukaryota; Metazoa; Arthropoda; Insecta; Coleoptera; Nitidulidae
Source: the annotation of a GenBank genome assembly